Molecule: messenger RNA, 5014 nt
Organism: Centropristis striata (black sea bass)
Lineage: Eukaryota; Metazoa; Chordata; Actinopteri; Perciformes; Serranidae
Gene: ssbp4
Product: single stranded DNA binding protein 4
Exons: 17
Coding region: 92-1249 (385 amino acids)
Biological process (GO): positive regulation of transcription by RNA polymerase II
Cellular component (GO): nucleus
Molecular function (GO): single-stranded DNA binding; protein binding
Source: RefSeq, a predicted model, not a curated record
CUAAAGGGGUAGCUAUGGAGAUGGAGCGUUUUCCUGGCUGCUUUCUUUGACAGGUGUUGAGUGGGGCAAAAGUCUUAAAACAGAAUCCAGCAUGUACGCCAAAGGUAAAGGAGCUGUCGUCCCUUCCGAUAGCCAAGCGAGAGAAAAGUUAGCUUUAUAUGUGUAUGAGUAUUUGCUGCAUGUCGGCGCACAGAAAUCAGCACAGACCUUCCUCUCAGAGAUCCGAUGGGAGAAGAACAUCACACUUGGGGAACCUCCAGGAUUUUUACACUCAUGGUGGUGUGUAUUCUGGGAUCUGUACUGCGCUGCCCCAGACCGGAGGGAGACAUGUGAACAUUCCAGCGAGGCCAAGGCUUUCCAUGACUAUAGUGCGGCCGCUGCUCCCAGUCCAGUGAUGGGCAACAUGCCACCCAAUGAUGGCAUGCCAGGAGGACCGAUGCCCCCGGGCUUCUUUCAAGGUCCUCCAGGUUCCCAGCCUUCCCCUCACACGCAGCCUCCCCCACACAACCCCAGUAAUCCCAUGAUGGGACCUCACGGACAGCCAUUCAUGUCUCCACGGUACCCAGGUGGCCCAAGGCCCGCCCUCCGUAUGCCAAAUCAGCCUCCUGGGAGCAUCCCUGGGUCACAGCCUCUCCUACCAAACAGCCUGGACCCCACCAGACCUCAAGGACAUCCAAAUAUGGGCGGUCCAAUGAGAAUGAAUCCCCCUCGAGGCAUGGGAGGCAUGGGCCCACAGAACUACGGCGGAGGGAUGAGGCCUCCUCCAAACUCCAUGGGGCCAGGGAUGCCGGGCAUGAACAUGGGCCCUGGUGGAAGAGGUCCAUGGCCGAACCCCAACACCAACUCAAUAGCUUAUUCAUCUUCAUCUCCAGGCAACUAUGUGGGCCCUCCAGGGGGAGGCGGCCCACCAGGAACUCCCAUCAUGCCUAGCCCCGGAGAUUCGACAAACUCAAGUGAAAACAUCUACACAAUGAUGAACCCUAUCGGCCCUGGUGGAAACAGACCUAAUUUCCCAAUGGGACCGGGUCCUGAUGGGCCCAUGGGUGGAAUGGGUGCUAUGGAGCAGCAUCAUAUGAACGGAUCACUAGGCUCUGGUGACAUGGAUGGGUUGCCAAAGAAUUCUCCCAACAACAUGGCAGGCAUGAACAAUCCUCCCGGCACUCCGCGGGACGACGGCGAGAUGGCAGGCAACUUUUUAAACCCAUUCCAAAGUGAAAGUUAUUCACCCAACAUGACGAUGAGUGUGUGAUUUUUUUUAUUUUUAUUUUAUCUUUUAUUUUAUUUUAUUUCUUUUUCAUCUCCCCUUAUUCCAAUCUCCCUCCCCCAUCCACCCUGGUGCGUCUUGCAUUACCCUCCCUUCCUUCCUCCCUCCUCCUCCUCCUCCUCCUCCUCCUCGUGGACGGUGUGCUGUGCCACACAGCCCCUGGGGAUGCACCUGGAAAGCAGGACUCCCCUCAAGGCCCCCCAUCCCAAUGCCUGUAAAAUGGGUUUAAGAACAUGAAAAGGCCUCCAAGCAACAGGAAAAAGGUCUCUUCUCCACUUCUUCUUCACCUGCCGGGCCUCGACAUGGGCCCUAGGACAGUAAGAGCCCAAACUGCUCCAAGCUUGUCUCUCCAAAACCCAAAACCUGCCCUCGUGGGUGCCACUCCAGCCCAAACAAGGUGCACUGCUGCAUCUACCACCACUCCAUUAUAUCACGCUGAUCAUAACUUAUGAGGGCACGCAGCUGUUGACUUACAGGGCCCGAAAACCCUCAUUCAAAAACUCCUGUGUCGGGAAUGAUUUAAGAAAAAAAAAAAGAAAAAGAAAAAAAAGAUGAACUGAUAAUGUUAUUUUAGGGCAAGAAUGGUUUUCAUUAAAUGUUUGUAUUUCUUUUGUUGUUGAUGGUAAUAUUAUUGUUAUAAUUUUCAUAAUUGAUAUUAUUCUACUAAUGUAGUUAUGAUUUCCUGUAAAGGGCACAUUUUAUCUCAGCAGCAGCAUCAACAAUGACAAAAUAAGCACACACUCGAAAAAUGCACAAUGAUUUUCUGUUUACAUGAUUUUAGGUUAUUUGAUGUUUUGUCUUGUUUUUUGUCACAGGCGGUCUCACUUCACAUACCUCUCCUCAAAACUUCUUCUGAACUUGUAGCUUGAGUCUUUGCCAUUUAAAUGUUUGUAGCAGCAUUUGCAUAAACAUCAAAGUAAGACUGAUUGUCUUCAUCUAAUGAAGUAGUUUGUGACGAGAUGUUAGUAUCUCAGCUAAAACUAUCUAUACAGUUAAAACAGAGGCUUUUUCAGAACACUGCUGUUUUCUGGUACUAAUGCUGCAUUUCCACUUCAUGGUACAGCGCGGUUCGACUUGACUCGACUCACUUGAAACCUUGUUUUUGUAGUUUUUCCAUUGCAAAAGUUGCAGAAACUCCAGUACCUGGAGUUUUUUUUUCUAGUACCGCCUUGAGGUCAAGCUGAGCCAAUACUAGAAGGUUGAGUUAAAACACUGCAGACCACUGAUUGGUCAGAUAGAAACGUCAUUUGUUAAAUAGCCAAGUUACCAUCAAUAGAGAUUGCAUUUUUAAAAAAAGGAUUCAACCCAGGUUGAAAAGAAAAAUAGCCCGCAAAACCAGGCCAUGGUCACCUGUUUGGUUGCUGAUAGGAAUCCAUAGGAACAUUUCUAUUAUGAAUUAUUCUAAUUAUGAAAUUAUAGCCAAUGAUGAAAGUAAAAUUGCUUUCAUUGACUCAACAAGAGCAGCAUCUGAUGAUUAUGUCACGGUAGUUUCAUGCGGCAUUGCUAUGACAAUCAGCUAAAAGUCCCAUCUACAUUGACAGGGUGCUAUUUGCAAAAUUUGAAAAUUAAAAUCUAGAAAUGCACCAAGUGUGUCCGGUAGAGUCGAUCUGAGCUGAACCAUGCAGGGGAAAUGAGGCAAAAGUGUCUGCUGAUGCACCUGGAUAAUCUAGCUUGUCUUAAUAAGAACCCCUUCUGAAAAAGUUUUCUAAGUUUUUACUGCAUGAAAAUGGCUCUGAGGUGUCGGUUCUCAUUCAGUAAUAGACAGAGCAGCGAGAGAGAGCAUCUCUUCUAUGGAUUUUGUCUGUAAAUACAACAUAUUUAGCUUGUAUUGUGGUUGUUUUUAUUAUUUGUUAUUUACAAGUUGUCUGUGAAUCCUAAAACGUGGUUCCUUCCCCUCCAUCACUUUGUUUGACUUCAACCUCACUGUGGACUCCAAGUGGCACUGUUUUCCUCCCAGGAUUCAUUCUGGUCUCUUGCCAGUGUCUCACUUUUGGACUGGGAGAUAUUGUGGGACCUCAGAUACACUCGUGAGGCCUGCUUUCUUGCUUGGAGAUUGGAGUGAACUCACAGAUCCUGAAAGAUCCACAAUCCUAACCCAGACAAGACAGGCUAAAUAACUUUGUCCUCGGAGCUCCCAUCGACCAGUUCCCUCAGCAAGUCCUGUAUGUACGGGAUAAUGGAUCCGGACUGUAGCAGUGCUGAUGAUGGGAGCAGAGUGAUGCACCUUGGGGUUAACAGACCAUGCAUCCACAUCGGUCUAAAGAAGAGGAACAAUAAUGGGACACUUUGUAGUGGAUAUAUUUCCAUUUUGUGCAUUGUUUUCAGCAGAUUGUUUUUAUUUUAAAUGUAUUCAACUGAGAAAAUGAAAGCCCAUAGAAUCUGCACACAAAGAAAUGCAUAGUUACAUAUUACGCUAUUUAAUUUGUUUCUUUCUGUAUGUUAUGUACUCUUGGCCUGAUCAACUCUCUGUCACUGUUUCAAAGGGAUACAUUAUCUCUCACGGCAUCACGCUGCAGCACUGGCUGCCUUCCACAAUAACUAAACAACCAUUGUAGCCUCAAUGGGUGAUGACGAUGUACUUAUCAAUUUUCUGAUAUCAAUGUGAACAGAUUGUACCCAGAGUUCAACAGGGACAUCUCCAGGAUUUGGCUAUCGGUGGCCUGGGAAACACUCUCCAAAGUGUUCCUUCAAUGUAGUGACACACACCUCCCUUCUGUCCUCCAACCCCAUCCCUCACCCCCCAAAAAACUUCUCCCCUCCUUUCUCUUUAAUUUCCUUUUUUGUAAAUACUGUAUAAUGCAUUUUGAUAUCAUUGACAUGUUUUGAUAUGUCAGUCACUACCAAUGAAUACAGCUGAAAGUAAAUUAUAAAUAAAACUGUCCAUGUUUUUCAUAGAGAAAGGAUGCGCUGACUAUUUGGCUCAUGUGGCUAAAUUUCCAUAAAAAUGUAUAGAAUACAGUAACACAAUAAAUGCAGACUGUAUGCUAAAGACUUGUAUGGUGGGGAGGAUAGGACAGAGAGAGGACAGGACAGAGAGAAGCAAACAAGCUGUGGCGUCCUCACUCUGCCCUUGUCUCCUUAUGUUUCAGUUAAAUGUUACUAUUGGCUUUAAAUAAUCAUUUGAAUCAUUUUUCCAAAGGGCAUCUUCUCACAAAACAUGUGACCUCUUAUUGCAGUUUUUAAUAUGAAGGAUUUUUAUCAAUUUAAGAAAACUUUUAAAAAGGUAAAAAUACUUAAGAGAACCUCAUUUUAAAUUAAGAAUAGAUCAAAAAGUAACUGUGUCCUUUGCUAUUCGCUCCUGUUAUAGCGUUGUAUAGAUCGAAGCUCUCUCACUGAUCCUCUCUCAGUCCUCUGUGUAUAUCGAUCGUUGGCCAUCUCUGUACUUCUAUUGUGAUGUAUAAUACUGUACCAUUAGGAAGAUUUGCUGGUCGGGUGGGGUGGUUAUGUUGAGUCGGGGAGGGGCGGGGUAAAGGGAAGGGGAUAUAAAUGAUUCUCCUGUACCAUUCAUGGUCCUUUCUGAUGACACGGCAGUAUUCAAUAUGAAGCAGUCUGUCUCUUGGGUUUGCUUUGUAUUUUCAUGGUAGGAUAGUUCAGAAUCUUGUCUUAGGGACUUAGGUGUCUUGUGUAGGUAAUAAAGAUGUUCUUUGUAUGUUUCUUUAUAUUGUAAAGUUUCUUUAGACUGAAAGAAAACAGAUAAUUUGCUUAUCAAAAAAGAAACAAUGCAUCAAUAAUAAAUGUCAUUUGAUUUUU